Messenger RNA from Coniosporium apollinis CBS 100218, 843 nucleotides. RefSeq lists its product as uncharacterized. The transcript has 2 exons. The coding region runs from base 1 to 843 and encodes 280 amino acids. The record is from RefSeq and is a predicted model, not a curated record. NCBI's taxonomy places the organism in Eukaryota, Fungi, Ascomycota, Dothideomycetes.
AUGCUUCAUUUUACUACCCUCGCCUUCGCGCUGCUGGCAGCGGCCGCCAGCGGCACUUCCAUCAACGACUUCCCUAAGUGCUGGCGCAACUGCGUCGAGGCCGCCGCCGACUACAAUUGCAGAGGCUGGUGGGACCUGUCAUGCAUCUGCUCCCACAGCACCCUUAACCUCCUCCCCGCAACCAUCACCUGCGCGCGCGACAAAUGCGCCAAGCCCGGCCACAACAAUGACGACGAUGAUGAUGACAGCGACACCGAGUCCUUCGACGUCCGCGCCAUCCUCCGCCCGCUCGCGGCCACCUGCAAAGCCCUCGGAGAACCAAUCCCCGCGUCCGUGAUCCGCAGCUGCGAAGUCGCGGCUACCGCGGCUCCCACCGUCAGCGCAGCAGCCCACUCCACGCCUGCGCGCAACCAGGAACGUCCCGCAGCAACCGAGACACCGCAGUCGCAUGAGGAGGACGUCAAGCAGACGACGACGAAUGGCGCGGGCCAGACGUAUGUUGUGGGUAUCCCUCUGCAGGCGUCGUCGACGGUUGUUGUAGACGAGAAGUCAUCGACGGCUGCUGUAGACGCGGAGCCAUCGACAGCGGUCGCAGUGCGUCCGUCUUCGAUUGUCACGCAGCUGGUCACGCGCUCUGUCAUCCCCGUGCCUGUCUCUUCAGGGGCUGCGGCGUCUGCGUCGUUGACGGCGACGGGCGCACGAACAACAACUAGCAGUCUGGGACCGCAGGUUACCAACGGCGGGACUUUGUUUGAUCAACAAGGCGGCGCGAGCGUUGCUGUGGCAGGAUACGGGAAGGCUCUCCUGUUUGGGGGAGUUGGGCUUUUUGUAGUGGUCAUGUGA